AACUUUUUUUCUCAGUCUCUGACCAGAAGACUGCCCCUCCGGGCAGAAGGAGAGGGCGAGCUCUUAUCUUGUAGAUCGAAGACACUUCUGCCUCCAAAUGUCACCCAGACGUAUGUUUUCAUGACGAUUUGAGUUCUCUGAUUUUAUUGUUACAUUUCUCGUUUUAAAAAAUGCAAAGUGCUUUGGGGGACAUACUGAAAGGUAACUGAAGACAGCAAAGAAAAAACUCCAAUUGUCAUGGCUGAAGAAGAGGGUGAAGUGAGAUGGGAUGGACUGUGCAGUAGAGAUUCAACUACUAGAGAGACAGCACUGGAAAACAUUAGGCAGAUCAUUGUGAGAAAAGCCGAGUGUCUUCGUUUGGUGAAAGAGACACCUUAUCGUCCAGCAGACGGCCUUUCAGAUGCUGUUUCUUUGGAUGGGUUGAAUAAGCUUCUUGCUCAUCUGCUUAUGCUUUCUAAGAGGUGUCCCUUUAAAGAUGUAAGAGAGAAAAGUGAGUUUAUUUUGAAGAGCGUCCAGGAACUUGGAAUUAGAAUUCCUCGACCACUAGGACACGGACCAAGCAGAUUCAUCCCAGAAAAGGAGAUUCUCCAAGUGGGGAGUGAAGACACACAGAUGCAUACUUUAUUUGCAGAUUCUUUUGCUGCUUUGGGUCGUUUGGAUAAUAUUACCUUAGUGAUGGUUUUUCACCCACAAUAUUUAGAAAGUUUCUUAAAAACGCAACACUAUCUACUGCAAAUGGAUGGACCAUUACCCCUACAUUAUCGGCACUACAUUGGAAUAAUGGCUGCAGCAAGACAUCAGUGCUCCUACUUAGUGAAUCUCCAUGUAAACGAUUUCCUUCAUGUUGGUGGAGACCCCAAGUGGCUUAAUGGUUUAGAGAAUGCUCCUCAAAAACUACAGAAUUUAGGAGAACUUAACAAAGUGUUAGCCCAUAGACCUUGGCUUAUUACCAAAGAACAUAUUGAGGGACUUUUAAAAGCUGAAGAGCACAGCUGGUCCCUUGCAGAACUGGUACAUGCAGUAGUUCUACUUACACACUAUCAUUCUCUUGCCUCGUUCACAUUUGGCUGUGGAAUCAGUCCAGAAAUUCAUUGUGAUGGUGGCCACACAUUCAGACCUCCUUCUGUUAGUAACUACUGCAUCUGUGACAUUACAAAUGGCAAUCACAGUGUGGAUGAGAUGCAGGUCAACUCAGCAGGGAAUGUUUCAGUAAGUGAUUCCUUCUUUGAGGUCGAAGCCCUCAUGGAAAAGAUGAAGCAGUUACAGGAAUGUCGAGAUGAAGAAGAGGCAAGUCAGGAAGAGAUGGCUUCACGUUUUGAAAUAGAAAAAAGAGAGAGCAUGUUUGUCUUCUCUUCAGAUGAUGAAGAAGUUACACCAGCAAGAGAUGUAUCUCGUCACUUUGAGGAUACUAGUUAUGGCUAUAAGGAUUUCUCUAGACAUGGAAUGCACGUCCCAACAUUUCGAGUCCAGGACUAUUGUUGGGAAGACCAUGGUUAUUCUUUGGUAAAUCGUCUUUAUCCAGAUGUAGGACAGUUGAUCGAUGAAAAAUUUCACAUUGCUUACAAUCUUACUUAUAAUACAAUGGCAAUGCACAAAGAUGUCGAUACCUCAAUGCUAAGACGCGCUAUUUGGAACUAUAUUCACUGCAUGUUUGGAAUAAGAUAUGAUGACUAUGACUAUGGUGAAAUUAACCAGCUAUUGGAUCGUAGCUUUAAAGUUUAUAUCAAAACUGUUGUUUGCACUCCUGAAAAGGUUACCAAAAGAAUGUAUGAUAGCUUUUGGAGGCAGUUCAAGCACUCUGAGAAGGUUCAUGUUAAUCUGCUUCUUAUAGAAGCUAGGAUGCAAGCAGAACUCCUUUAUGCUCUGAGAGCCAUUACCCGCUAUAUGACCUGAUGCCUUUCCUCCAUUAAAGAAGAUGAACGAUCAGCAGAUAUAGUCCUACAAGGGGAAGGUACUAAGCCCCAGGACCAAUGGUAGAUAAAAGAAUUCAGAAAUCCAUUGUGCCAUGAUUCCUUUAGUUUCUGCUAUUUUACUGUGGAAAUGCCACUGCUGGCACAAGCAGUGAGUGCUUGGCAGCUUCAAGUUUAGAGCUGUGAAGAAGGGCUGCUGUUCACAGUAUUUUGCUUUUUGACAGUACAAGAUGCUGUAUUAACUCUUUUAAUACAGCAAAUAGUAACUCUCAAAAUCCUGUUGCUUUUAUGUUAAAAAA
Lipotes vexillifer (Yangtze River dolphin) is the source of this 2209-nucleotide messenger RNA. RefSeq names its product sestrin 1 (gene SESN1). Lineage: Eukaryota; Metazoa; Chordata; Mammalia; Artiodactyla; Lipotidae. The record is from RefSeq and is a predicted model, not a curated record. Gene Ontology annotation, biological process: regulation of response to reactive oxygen species; positive regulation of macroautophagy; negative regulation of TORC1 signaling. The transcript is spliced from 10 exons. Bases 238 to 1893 code for a protein of 551 amino acids. Gene Ontology annotation, cellular component: nucleus. Gene Ontology annotation, molecular function: L-leucine binding; oxidoreductase activity, acting on peroxide as acceptor.